Messenger RNA from Neopsephotus bourkii (Bourke's parrot), 668 nucleotides. It is a transcript of the gene RBP7, whose product is annotated as retinol binding protein 7. Gene Ontology annotation, biological process: fatty acid transport. Gene Ontology annotation, cellular component: nucleus; cytosol. Gene Ontology annotation, molecular function: fatty acid binding. The transcript has 4 exons. NCBI's taxonomy places the organism in Eukaryota, Metazoa, Chordata, Aves, Psittaciformes, Psittacidae. The record is from RefSeq and is a predicted model, not a curated record. Bases 73 to 477 code for a protein of 134 amino acids.
GGUUGGAAAACUAUUUCUUCAUUUUUGAUUUUUGGCCAGAGGUUGACUGCAUCUUCCUUCCACAGUCUGGCAAUGCCUGUGGAUUUCAAUGGGACCUGGAACCUUGUCAGCAAUGACAACUUUGAAGGUUAUAUGGUGGCCUUAGGUAUCGACUUUGCAACACGCAAGAUAGCAAAAAUGCUGAAGCCUCAGAAAGUUAUCAAACAAGAGGGUGAUUCGUUUUAUAUCCAUACCACUAGCACAUUCAGAGAUUAUGUGCUUCAGUUCAAAGUUGGAGAAGAGUUUGAAGAAGACAAUAAAGGCCUGGAUAAUAGAAAAUGCAAGACCCUAGUUACCUGGGAAAAUGACAAACUUGUCUGUGUCCAGACUGGUGAGAAGAAGAAUAGGGGCUGGACUCACUGGCUUGAAGGAGAUGACCUCCACCUGGAGCUUCGUUGUGAGAAUCAAGUAUGUAGACAGGUCUUCAAGAGAGCCUGAACACAUAUACUUGCUCCUAUGUGGAGAGACAGCUACGUACAGGAGACUGCAUUCUUGUGUCCAGCAGUGGUUUUAUGGAGAAGAACUGAUUCCUUGUACCUGUUAAAUAAAUGUUGUGAUGUCUCUGGCUCAGGAAGUAAGUCAGUAAGUUGCCAGUGUCUGAUUUUUGCUAAUAAAUGUCUAAAACCAAA